Messenger RNA from Vidua chalybeata, 3003 nucleotides. RefSeq names its product beta-1,4-glucuronyltransferase 1 (gene B4GAT1). Gene Ontology annotation, molecular function: glucuronosyltransferase activity. The record is from RefSeq and is a predicted model, not a curated record. Lineage: Eukaryota; Metazoa; Chordata; Aves; Passeriformes; Viduidae. The coding region runs from base 445 to 2226 and encodes 593 amino acids. The transcript has 3 exons.
GCGCAGCCCCUCCCGGCGGCGGCGCAGCGCGGUGAGUCCCAGACUGGUCCCAGUGACCCCAAACUGGGACCGGUGACCCCAAACUGGCCCCGAUCCCCUCGGAACUGGGUCCGGACCCUCCUCCCCACCCCCUAAACUGGGACCAGUGGCCCCAAACUGAUCCCAGCACCCCCGUACUGGUCCCAGUAACCCCGUACUGGUUCCAGCAUGCCGGACUGGUCCCGGCUCCGCGCCGGCCCCAGUGACCCCCAGAAUCCUCCCAGUAACCCCCAGUAUCCCCCAGCACCCUCCCAGUCCAGCCCUGUGAGCCCUCCCGGUGCCCCCCAGUAGCUCCCAGUGCCUCCCAGUCCCCCAAUCUCCCCUCCCAGUCCCCUCCCAGUCCCUCCCAGUGCCCCCCAGUCCCCCCAGUCUCCCCUCCCAGUGCCCCCAGUUCCCCGCAGUGCCAUGGGCCGGGGUCGGGGCCGGUUUCUGGGGGGCUGCGCGUGGCUGCUGGGGGCGCUGGCGCUGCUGCAGACCCUCUACCUGCGGGCGCUGCCCCCCCCGCGCCCCCCGCCCGCCGCCCCCCGGCCCCGCCGCCCCCCCCGGGGGCUCCUGGACGCCUCGGGGGCUUUCCGGGUCUACUGGGACGUCCUGGGAGCCCCCCCGGGCUGGGCCCGCGCCCCCCGGCCCGAGCUGGUGCUGGCCACCCACGGCAGCCCCGGGCGAGCGGCGGCGGCGCUGGGGGGGCCCUGGGGGGGGCCGCUGUCGGUGGCCGUUUUUGGGGAGCCGCGGGGGGGGCUGGAGGAGCUGCUGGCCGUUCUGGGGGGGCCCUGCCGGGGCCUGCGGGGCCGCCUGAGGCUGCAGGUGGUGCUGGGGGCGGCGGGGCCCCCCCCGAGGGCCGCCCCGGGGCCGCCCCCAGCCCCCCGGGACGGCGCGGGGUGCCGGGGGGCGCUGGCGCGGCUGGCGGCCGCCGACCCCCCCAGCUACGCCUUGGGGGUGCCGUACCCCGGGAACCUGCUGCGGAACGUGGCCUGGGAGGGGGCGGCCGGGGGGGGCCCCGGCGGGGGACCCCCGCCCCAAUCCGGGGGGCGUUUCGUGCUCCUGGUGGACGCCGACGUGGUGCCCAGCCCGGGGCUGCGCGAGGGGUUCCUGGCGCUGCUGCGGGACGGGGGGCUGGACCCCCAAGGGGAUUUGGGGCACCCCAAAGCUUUGGGGGCUGCUGGUGGCCUGAGGGUCCCCAACACCUCGGGGGUCCCCCAUGUCCUGGGGGGCCCCGAUGGCCUGAGCGACCCCGGUGUCCCCAGCGUCCCCAAGAACCCCAAAACUUCAUUGGGCCCCAAAGACCCCGGGGGUCUGCAAGCCCCAGGUGUCCUGAGUGACCCCAAAAGCCUGGGUGACCCCAAUGCUCUGAGUGACCCCCACACCCUGAAUGGCCCUAAGGCUCUGAGUGACCCCAAAACCCUGAGUGACCCCAAAACCCUGAGUGACCCCAAUGCUCUGAGUGACCCCCACACCCUGAAUGGCCCUAAGGCUCUGAGUGACCCCAAAACCCUGAGUGACCCCAAAACCCUGAGUGACCCCAAUGCUCUGAGUGACCCCCACACCCUGAAUGGCCCUAAGGCUCUGAGUGACCCCAAUGCCCUGAGUGACCCCAAUGCCCCGGGUGACCCCAAUGCCCCGGGUGACCCCCACGGCCUGGGCGCCCCCCGUGCCCCGAGUGCCGCCCGCCCUGCGGAGCCGCCCUGGGCGCGGGCGCUCUUCGUGCUGCCGGCCUUCGAGGUGCGGGGCCGGCGGCGCCCGCCGGGCUCCAAGGCCGAGCUGCUGCGGCUCUGGGCGGCGGGCGAGGCGCGCCCGUUCUACGGGGCGCUGUGCCCGCGCUGCCAGGCCCCCACCGACUUCGGCCGCUGGCGGGCGCUGCCCCCGGGCCCCCGGCUGCGCGUGGCCUACGAGGCGGCCUGGAGGGACCCCUGGGAGCCGUUCUUCGUGGCCCCCGCCCGCGGCGUGCCCCGCUUCGACGAGAGCUUCCUCCAGUACGGCUUCAACCGCAUCAGCCAGGCCUGCGAGCUGCACGUGGCCGGGUUCCGCUUCGCGGUGCUGGACGGGGCCUUCGUCACCCACCGGGGCUUCAAGGAGCCGGGCGGGUUCCACCGGAGCCGCGAGGCCGAGCUGGGCCUCAACCGCCGCCGCUUCCGCGCCUUCCGCCAGGAGCUGCGGCUGCGCUACCCCGGCUCCGCCCGGCGCUGCUGAGCCGCACCUGGGGCGCGCCUGGGGCACACCUGGGGCACACCUGGGACUCCUGGGAACCCCCCGAUGGACACGUGAGGGACCUGCUUUGAACACCUGGGGACGCCUGACACAGCUGGGACACCGGGGAAGCCCCCGAUGGACACCUGGGACACACCUGGGGCACGCCUCGGACGCACCUGAGACACCUGGGAACCCCCAGGGGACGCUUGAAGGACCUGGUGUGAACACCUGGGGACAGCUGAGGACCUGCCAGGACACCUGGGGACACACCUGGGACACCUGGGGAGCCUCCGUGGACACCUGGAUGCCCCCUGGACACGGGCGUGACCGUCCCUCGGUAAAUUUGGGCACCUACCCAUGAUGCCUCUGUGUGGGUGACGUCAUGAGGGCGGGGCGGGGUGAGCAGCUGCCUCCAGUACAGACCAGUAAGGCCCAGUACAGACCAGUGCCCCGCCCGGGUUGUUUAUCACAUCAAACUACAGCUCCCAGCGUGCCUCGGGUGCCAGCAUGGCCGAACUUCCGCCGCGAUUAAAAAAACCACAGUUCCCAGGAUACGCCGGAGACAACAUGGCCGCCAAGCAACUUCCGGUUUUGCCUUUAAAAAUUGAACUUCAGUUCCCAUCAUGCAUCAGAAGCGCGUGGCCGGAAGUGCUGCUCGUUUAUGGGACUACGGCUCCCGUCAUGCAUCGGGAAAAAACAUGGCCGACUUCCGGUCCCCUAUGCGUAGAAAGGGCGGGCGCGCGCAGCAGCGCCCCCUGGCGGGCGGGAGGACCGAAC